Medicago truncatula (barrel medic) is the source of this 1374-nucleotide messenger RNA. Its product is annotated as putative pectate lyase 2. Lineage: Eukaryota; Viridiplantae; Streptophyta; Magnoliopsida; Fabales; Fabaceae. The record is from RefSeq and is a predicted model, not a curated record. Bases 71 to 1234 code for a protein of 387 amino acids. The transcript has 4 exons. Gene Ontology annotation, molecular function: pectate lyase activity.
UCUCCUCACCUAUUAAAUGAGCACAUUGUUCCCUUUGUAAUUACUUCAACCUCAACACAAUCACUUAAUCAUGGCCAUUUCAACUUCACUCCUCUUACUUUCAUGCUUCUUACUACCAAUUGUUCUAAGCUUUGUUAAUGCCUAUUCCAAAGAGAACUACUAUAACACUAACAAACCAUACCUCAACAAGAUAGAUUCUUGUUGGCGCGCCAAACCGAAUUGGGCGUUGAAUCGAAAAGCCUUAGCUGAUUGUGCUAUUGGUUUUGGCAAAGAUUCAAUUGGAGGCAAAUAUGGUGCAAUAUAUAUUGUUACAGAUUCCUCCGAUGACCCUGCAAAUCCAAAACCAGGUACACUUCGUUAUGGCGCGAUACAAACGAAGCCGCUUUGGAUCAUUUUCGAAAGGAACAUGGUUCUUACUCUAAAGAAUGAACUUAUUAUGAAUAGUUACAAGACUAUUGAUGGUAGAGGAGUUAAAGUUGAGAUUGGAAAUGGACCUUGUAUUACAAUACAAGGUGUUAGUCAUGUUAUUAUACAUGGAAUUAGCAUUCAUGAUUGUAAACCAAGUAAAGCUGGACUUGUUAGAAGUACUCCUGAUCAUGUCGGCCGUCGUCGAGGUGCCGAUGGCGAUGCUAUUAGUAUAUUUGCUUCCUCAAAUAUUUGGAUUGAUCAUUGCUUUUUGGCUCGUUCAACUGAUGGACUAAUUGAUAUUAUUCAUGCCUCAACUGCUAUUACCAUUUCUAACAAUUACUUCACCCAGCAUGACAAAGUUAUGUUGCUAGGACACAAUGAUGAAUACACUGCAGAUAAGAUAAUGAAAGUAACAAUAGUCUUCAAUCGGUUUGGCAGUGGGCUAAUUGAAAGGAUGCCAAGGGUAAGAUUUGGUUAUGCUCAUGUGGUGAACAACAAAUAUGAUCAGUGGCAAAUGUAUGCUAUAGGAGGAAGUGCUAACCCAACCAUUUUAAGUGAAGGCAACUUUUAUAAUGCACCAAAUGACCAUACUAAAAAAACAGAUUACCAAGAGGGAAUCAAAGGGAAAUUGGAAGAGUUGGAAAUGGAGAUCUUCAAAGGAUUAUUUUUCAAAUGGUGCUUAUUUUAUACCAUCUGGAUAUGGAAGUUGUGCACCAAAUUAUACACCUGCUCAAUCUUUUGUGGCUGUUCCAGGUUAUAUGGUACCUGCUAUAACUCUCAAUGCAGGUCCAUUGAGUUGUUUUGUUGGGAGGUCAUGUUAAUAUAGUGAAGAUAUAUUAAUGUAUCACAUAUCACAAGUUCACAUCUAAUGAAACUGUUUUGUAGAAAAUUAGCUUUGUAUCAUUUGGCAUUUUCAAUAUUAUUUUGGAUAAUGCAUUGCAACAGUGUUUUUUUUUUCUUUCUCAA